Molecule: messenger RNA, 1475 nt
Organism: Protobothrops mucrosquamatus (brown spotted pit viper)
Lineage: Eukaryota; Metazoa; Chordata; Lepidosauria; Squamata; Viperidae
Gene: FICD
Product: FIC domain containing
Exons: 2
Coding region: 53-1444 (463 amino acids)
Molecular function (GO): protein binding
Source: RefSeq, a predicted model, not a curated record
ACCCCUCCCCCAAAAGGAGGAGGAUGCGACCCUGGCUGUUCCUGGCGCGCAGAUGAACCUGGUCUCCAUGGCAGCCGCGGUGACAGUGGUGGAGCCGGAGCUGAAAUGGGUCUCCCUCUGGCUCCGGUCCCGUUGGGCGGCGGUGCUGGCGGCAGUACUGGCGGCUCUCCUGGUGGUGCUCCUUCCAGUGCUGCUGGUGGAGGAGCAGUGCCAGGCCGCCCUCCAGGGCUGGGCCUUCCUCAGGAGCAAGCUGGGGCUGGGCUACAUGGGCGUCGCCACCUACACGGGGCAGACCACCGAGCUCAGCGUGACCUCUGGCGGGUUGGAGCUGAUGGUGCUGAAGCCCAAAGUCUCCCCAGAGGUCAGACUAGAAGCCAAAGCUGCGCUGCAUCAGGCGUUGGAGAUGAAAAGACAAGGGAAGCGUGAAAAAGCUCAAAAGCUCUUCCUGCACGCCCUCAAGAUGGACCCAGACUACGUGGAUGCCUUGACCGAGUUUGGCCUCUUCUCCGAGGAGGAGAAGGACAUCAUCCAGGCCGACUAUCUGUACUCCAAAGCCUUGACCAUCUCCCCACACAACGAGAAGGCUCUGGUCAGCCGGGACCGGACGCUGCCUCUUGUGGAAGAAAUCGACCAGAGGUACUUCAGCAUCAUCGACAGCAAAGUCCGGAAGGUCCUGUCCAUCCCCAAAGGCAACUCUGCCCUGCGGAGGGUGAUGGAGGAGUCCUACUAUCACCACAUCUACCACACGGUGGCCAUCGAGGGCAACACUCUGACGCUUGCCGAGAUCCGGCACAUCAUCGAGACCCGAUACGCCGUUCCCGGGAAAAGCCUGGAGGAGCAGAACGAGGUCAUCGGCAUGCACGCCGCCAUGAAGUAUGUCAACACCACCCUUGUCUCUAGGAUUGGCUCCGUCACCCUCCCGGACCUCCUGGAGAUCCACCGGAGGGUGUUGGGCUACGUGGACCCCAUUGAGGCUGGCCGAUUUAGGACUACCCAUGUCUUCGUUGGCCACCAUGUCCCGCCCCACCCUCGCGAUGUGGAGAAGCAGAUGCUGGAGUUUGUGCAGUGGAUCAACUCCGAGGAUGCCAUGAGCCUGCACCCGGUUGAGUUUGCCGCUCUGGCCCACUACAAACUGGUGUACAUCCACCCGUUUGUAGAUGGCAACGGGAGGACAUCGCGGCUCCUGAUGAACCUGAUUCUCAUGCAGGCCGGCUACCCCCCAAUCACCAUCCGGAAGGAGCAGCGGGCCGAGUACUACCACGCCUUGGAGGUGGCCAACGAAGGGGAUGUCCGGCCGUUCAUCCGCCUGAUUGCCAAGUGCACCGAGACCACCCUCGACAUGCUGCUCUUCGCUACCACGGAGCAUUCGGUGGGCCUUCCUGAAGCCCAGGAGGGCAGCAGCACGGACUGCAAACAGACCAUCUUGCUCAAAACUAGGACCUGAACCUUGGUAGCGAAGGACGCCCCCUACGGGA